Molecule: messenger RNA, 2676 nt
Organism: Tetranychus urticae (two-spotted spider mite)
Lineage: Eukaryota; Metazoa; Arthropoda; Arachnida; Trombidiformes; Tetranychidae
Molecular function (GO): protein binding
Source: RefSeq, a predicted model, not a curated record
CUGGGCGUAAACUAAUUUUCUGAGCCUGUCGUUUAGUGUCUAACUCUUUUUGAAAAUUUUCAGUUACAUUAAUUUCAAUUUUACAGAGUGAAUUUAAAAAGUAACACUUUCCUAUUGUGUUUUUAUACUGUAGAAGUUGUCCAAUGCUCUUCUUUUGAUAAGUUUAAGUUUUUGCAUUUGUUUUUGAUUUCAAAUUGUGUGUCAAACAUGGAUUCAUUGGAUACUGAUGACCAACUAACGAUAGUAAAUCGUUCGACUGAAUACCGUAUUAGUAAAAAACUAAUUAGUAAAAUACCAUAUUUUGAAAUGAUAUUGAGCCAUGACUGUUCGAAAUUGAGGACAAACAAAGUUACAUUUGAUUUUGAUGAACAAGCAGUGAAAUCGAUCAUGGCUUGGAUUAAACGCGAAACAACUAUUAUCACAAUCGAGAUGAAUUACGUAUUUGAUUUGUACGAACUGGCUGAUUAUUUGGGUCUAGAUGUGAUUUCCAAAGAGUGUUUAAAAUAUUUCGAGGAUAAUUUUACGAUUGAACAUCUUCCCAGUUUUAUACCAAAAGUUACUAAAACAUCUAAAUGUAUAAGCUCUGCAGCUCUUAAUGCUUUCAUCUGCCGUUAUUUCUUGAGGAUAAAAGAUUUAUAUAGUGAUUCUAUCGAUGACUCUAGGAAAGCUUUUUGGCUGGAAUAUCCUAUUGAAACAAUUGAAUAUAUUUGUGCUUUGGAUCUGAUGAUUUGUUCAGAAUAUCAAGUAUUCGACGUAAUCAUGAGAUGGGUCAAUUUCAAGGCUUACUCAAGAAAGUGCCAUCUCGUUGAACUGUUGAAGUUGGUUCGAUGGUGCCAUUUGAGCGAGCAAGAUUUAUCUAAAAUAAAAGAAAAUGGAUUGUUUAAAUCUUCUGGUUUUGAGCCAAUAUUUUGCUCUCCUCGAAAGGUUAAUUGUGAAUGUACCGUCAAUCGAACCAAGCAAAACUUUUUGAUUAUGAUUGAAAAAUGGGAGAGGAACUUAGAUUUUCAUGACAAACUAACGAUAGUAAAUCGUUCUUCAGAAUACAAGAUUAGUAAACAAAAAAUCCGUAAAAUACCUUAUUUUGAAAAGAUGUUGAGCCAUGACUGUUUGGAAACAAAGACAAGCAAAGUUGUUUUGGAUUUUGAUGAAAAGGCUUUCAAUUUAUUAUUACAUUGGAUUGAAUUCGAUAAUUUAAUAGUAGAUAUGGAAUGCUACAUAGCUCUUUAUGACAUCAGUGAUUAUUUUGAGAUAAAUUACUUGAUGCAAAAAUGUAUUGAUUAUUUUAACUCUAACUUUUCCAUGGAACAUCUUCCAACUGUUAUACCUCAAAUGACUGAAACUUCCAUAUUGAUAAAUUCUGGUGCUCUCAAUGCUUUCAUCUGUUUCCAUUUCUUGAAGAUAGCAAGCACAACUGUUUGGUUGGAUUAUCCUGUUGAAACAAUAGAGUACAUUUGUGCUUUGGAUUUGAUGGUUCAUUCAGAAUAUCAAGUCUUCGUGGCGAUUGUCAGUUGGGUCGAUUUUAAUGCUGAUUCUAGAAAUUUUCAUCGUGAAAGAUUGUUAAGAUUAGUUCGAUGUUGUCAUUUAGAAUCGGAAGUUUUAUCUGUAUUAAAGAAAAAUAAAGCAAUGUUCGAAUCAUCAGGUUCCGAGCCAUUUUGUUGGCCUAUUUGUUAUUGUUUCUCUGACAGAGCUAAGCAAAAUUGCUUUAUCAUUAUUGAAAAAUUGCAGGGUACAGAUUUACGAAUCACAGCUCUUGGCAAUAAUUUUCUGUUUCUGUUUAAUCGAGAUAUAAAAUUGGACGAAUCAAUAUCAUUGAAUCUGCUUCAUGAUGAAUAUGUUUCUGAUAUUUUCUACCAUUCUGGAAGUAAAGCAAUUCGAAUUGAUUGGAAUCGAAGAAAAUAUCGUUUUUUCAAUGAUACCGAUUUAAACACCUAUAUUUCUGACACUUUUAAAUUUAUUGGAUUAAAUAAUGAUUCAAUAAAUCGAUGGUUAAAAUAUUGGGAGAGAACAUCUCGCUUCUUGCCUAUCCAUAGCUGGAAAGUCCGGGUAACAGGUUCAGAAGUUAAGUCAUUCCACGGUCAUGAGGAGAAAUUUGAGUAUUUGUUUAAAGAAAUAAUGAGAACUGAUGAUAAAAUCAGAUUAACUGAUUUUCAUUAUCAGGUUAUCAAACAUCGUGUAACUGUGCUGUCCGAUAAUAUAUUCAUCCUGACAAAUGAUUUUGAGUUUGGCAAGUUCAAUGCUCCCGCCAAACAUUUCACGAAGAUCGAGUAUCCAAAAACCAUAGGCGCACAUGUAUGGACUUACGACAAUUUGUAUUUAACUUCAAGCGUAGAUUAUCCUGAUCGAGUUUUUUUGAUUGUCAGGUCCUCAAGAGAUGUCUUUUGUUUCAAUAUUAAUAAUGAAGAAUGGAGUCGUUUUGGCCGUUUGGCAUAUUCUUGUGCUAAACGGAGUCGUGAUUAUGGUCAAGAUGAAUCUAAUAAGUUGAUUACUUUGACGCCAGCUCUUCUACCGUUAAACAUGAUCAAACCAUAACCACAACUCAGUUCAUUGACGAUUUUUAACACAAUUAUCCUUGACUGAUGAUUGUCCUUAGCAAUAAAUUGUUAAAUAAACUAAAAAUGACCCAUUUCAAGUUAACAUGAUUAAUAAUUAAAAUAAUAAAAAUUAUUUGUUUAUUUC